Molecule: messenger RNA, 831 nt
Organism: Miscanthus lutarioriparius
Lineage: Eukaryota; Viridiplantae; Streptophyta; Magnoliopsida; Poales; Poaceae
Source: the annotation of a GenBank genome assembly
AUGCGGGUGAAGAAGCGAUCAAAGAACCGCAAAGCGGUCAAGUUCUACACCACCUGCUUCGGCUUCCGCGAGCCUUACAAGGUCCUCAUCGACGGUACCUUCGUCCACCACCUCCUCACCCAGCGCCUCCUCCCGGCCGACGAGGCUCUCCGAGACCUCCUCUCUGCCUCCAGGACGCCAGCCCUGUUCACCUCCAAGUGCAUCAACGCAGAGCUCAGGCGACUCGGCAAGUCACAUGCCGAAUCCUUCGACAACGCGCAGCUGCUCACCACAACCAAGUGUGAGCAUGACAAGGUGGUCAGUGCCGUGAACUGUGUCAUGUCACUGAUAGGUGAUAAAAAUCCUGAGCAUUUCUUCGUUGCCACCCAGGAUCCUGGUCUUCGAGAAAAGUUACGAGAGAUUCCUGGGGUUCCUCUGAUAUAUGGUCUGAAGAACUCCUUAUUCAUAGAACAACCCUCUGUGCAGCAACGCAAGUUUGCUCAAUUGGAUGAGGAGAAGCGUCUCAAUAUGGAUAUAUCUGAAUACAAGAAGUUACUGAAGGCUGCAUCAGAAGGAAAGACAGCUGCCAGUGAAAAUGGAAGUGAUGGAGAACAACAUGAGAGGCCUAUCAGUUCUCUUGUAAAAAAUUCUCUUGUUGUUACUGACAAAAGCAAGUUUAAAAGGAACAAAGCAAAGGGUCCUAACCCACUCUCCUGUAAGAAGAAGAAACCAAAGCUCCCCACAGCUAUUCAAAAUCAGGUAGCUACGGCUGAUGGCGAGGCGAAGAGAAAGAGGGUUCGGAAGCGGAAGAGGGGCAAAAAAGAUAACAAACAAUUGGAGAGUGCGAACUAG